This is a messenger RNA of Suricata suricatta (meerkat), 1607 nucleotides long. It is a transcript of the gene BORCS6, whose product is annotated as BLOC-1 related complex subunit 6. The record is from RefSeq and is a predicted model, not a curated record. Gene Ontology annotation, cellular component: BORC complex. Bases 107 to 901 code for a protein of 264 amino acids. Lineage: Eukaryota; Metazoa; Chordata; Mammalia; Carnivora; Herpestidae. Gene Ontology annotation, biological process: lysosome localization. The transcript has 2 exons.
CAGCCGGCUGCCAAUCGCACGCCUCUACCAACGCCCCUUAAAGGCGCCGCCGACGCCGCCUGAGCCGAGACGGAUCAGUUUCUCGGUUCCUGCCCCCAACUGCGGAAUGGAGUCGUCCCGGGGGCGGCCUGGGCCCGAGGCGGACCUCCCGGCAGUGGGGGAACAGAUCUUUGGCGGCGGGCCGGGCCGAACGCCCUCUGAGCCGCCCUCAGGCCUCCCGGCGUCUGGGAAGGAAGAGGCCGAGAACGUUGGGGGCGCGAGCCGCCACCCUGGGGCGUCCCCGAAGACUUCCAGCCGCGGCGCCGUCCACCGGGCCGAGCGGGAGACUCGGGACGACGAGCCCGGCCGCGGCGGGGCGUGCGGCGGUGCAGGGUCCGCAGGGGGUGCCGAGCCCGGCGCCGGCGGCGGGCGCCGCGCCACCAUCUCCAGUCCCCUGGAGCUCGAGGGCACCGUGAGCCGCCAUGGCGACCUCACCCACUUCGUCGCCAACAACCUGCAACUCAAGAUUCGUCUGAGCGGCGCCCCUCAGCCCCCGCCCCCCGCUCCCGCUCGGCCCUGUGCGACGCCCGCACCGACUCCGGCCAUCCCUCCCAUCGACCCCGACGUGCUGCGGGACCUGGAGCGGCUGAGUCGGGAGCUGGGCGGCCGGGUGGACCGUCUGCUGCGCGGGCUGGGUGGGGCGGUGCAGGAGCUGACAGCGCUCAGCGUGGGCUGCAUCCAGACCUACCGCGACGCCGUGGACUCCCUAGGCGAGGCCGUGGACAUGAGCAUCAAGGGCAUGUACACCCUGCUGGCCCGCUGUGAGGAGCUGGAGCGGGCGCUGCAGCCAGUUCAGGGGCUGGCGCGCCAAGUCCGGGAUAUCCGACGCACUCUGGAGGUGUUGGAGGCCCUGUGCAAGUGACCGGGAGGGCAGGAGAGGGCUGGCCAAGCCAGGGCCCUGCAGGAUCCUAAGGACUCAAGGAUCCCUGGUGGGAACUGCCCGCCGAAGGGAGGCCUAUAUACUGCAGGCUCUUUCAGAUGCAUUUAGCAGGCCCGCGACCACUCGCUGGGCCUUAUUCAGGUGUACAUGGGGGAGUACUAAAGCCUUUCCUGGUGGGAGGGGAUGAUGCCUUGCUUCUAUUAAGUUGGCCAUCUGUAGCUACUUUGUUCUCAACUCUCUUCUCCAGCUAGAGCACCGUCUCUGGGAACCCGGGGCCUUCGGACUCGGCUUGGGAGACAUGACUGCCAUAUGUAGUUCAAAAAGGAGAACAGAAGAGGCCCCAGCCCCCACUGUGGCCACCCUGACCCCCGUAGUCACACCUCAGGUGCCAGGGACUGUGGGGACGUGAGUGGUCCUUGGGCACCCACCAGAGAGACAAGAAUGCACAUCUGCAGAUGGGUAACCACCUGCUUCUGCCCUCUGGUCCCCUACCAUCCCACCUCCCCAGCCAGACCCGGGUGGAGCUAGACGGAAUGCAUUGCAUGGUAGAGGGGGUGAGGUGGGAGGGGUCCUGCUGCUCUCAGGGUUCAGGCAGAAUUGUUGCUGGUUUUGAAGCCGACUUGUGGAGUGUUCUAAUCAGUUUUGGCUUUCUGAGUUUUUGUGGAAUUAAAGCACGGCUGCUAAGGCU